AUGGAUUCCGGUUCCGCUUCGGGCGGCCCCUUGCCCACGGUUACUCGUGCCGCCAUUCAUAUACCCUCUCCUCCCCCCCCAACUUCUCAUAACCUUUCUCAUAACCUUUCUCGCAACACUCCUCGCUCUCACACGUCUUCUCUCCUCGAUUCUUAUUCUUCAGAUUUCGCCAGACAGCAGGCGGCUAAGCAACUUCACUCCAACUACCACUCAUCCUCACUGUCAACUUCCCUCAAAACAAUGUUGGCCACUUCUGUGAACCGGACUGCCCUGCAUCCCAGUGGCGUCAAGCCUGGUGUGGGGCACACUGAGCUCGAAGAAGAACUCCACGAGACUGCGCACAUCGACUACGAACGUGUUUCGAUUAUUGCCAACCCUGCCGUUGCUUCCCUCUACGAAGAUGCCCUCGUCUACGAAACAGGCACCGCCAUCACCUCCAGCGGUGCCCUGACUGCCUACUCGGGUGCGAAGACUGGCCGGUCUCCCCUCGACAAGAGAAUCGUCAAGGAGCCUUCAUCGGAGAAUGAAAUCUGGUGGGGUCCUGUCAACAAACCAAUGACUCCAGAUGUAUGGAGAAUCAACCGAGAACGCGCUGUCGACUAUCUCAACACAAGAAAUCGAAUUUAUGUCAUUGAUGGCUUUGCCGGCUGGGAUGAGCGUUACAGAAUCAGCGUCAGAGUUGUCUGCGCUCGCGCAUACCAUGCUCUGUUCAUGCGCAACAUGCUCAUCCGUCCCUCCCGCGAGGAGCUCAAGUCUUUCCACCCCGACUACGUGAUCUACAACGCUGGUUCAUUCCCCGCCAACAGAUGGACCGAGGGAAUGACCUCGGCUACUUCCGUGGCCAUCAACUUUGCCGAAAAGGAAAUGGUCAUUCUUGGCACUGAGUACGCUGGAGAGAUGAAGAAGGGCGUCUUCACUGUGCUGUUCUACGAGAUGCCCGUAAAACACGGCGUCCUCACACUCCACUCGUCGGCCAACCAAGGUGCGGACGGUGAUGUCACUGUCUUCUUUGGUCUGUCUGGAACUGGCAAGACUACCCUGUCAGCCGAUCCAAAGCGCGCUCUCAUUGGUGACGACGAGCACUGCUGGACUGACCGUGGUGUCUUCAACAUUGAGGGAGGGUGCUAUGCCAAGUGCAUUGGUUUGUCAGCGGAGAAGGAGCCGGACAUUUUCAAUGCCAUCCGUUUCGGAUCCGUCCUCGAGAAUGUCGUCUUUGACCCCACUACUAGAGUAGUCGACUAUGAUGAUUCCACCCUCACUGAGAACACCCGAUGCGCCUAUCCAAUUGAAUACAUUGAAAACGCCAAGAUUCCCUGCCUUGCUGAUCAGCAUCCGAGAAACAUCAUCCUUCUCACCUGCGAUGCUCGUGGUGUCCUCCCACCUAUUUCUAAGCUCAACACCGAGCAGACAAUGUUCCACUUCAUCUCCGGUUACACCUCGAAGAUGGCCGGCACAGAAGACGGCGUCACGGAACCUCAAGCCACUUUCUCCUCCUGCUUUGCCCAGCCUUUCCUCGCCCUCCAUCCCAUGCGCUACGCGCGCAUGCUCGCCGACAAGAUCGCCGAACACAAGGCCAACGCCUGGCUCCUGAACACUGGCUGGGUCGGAGCUGGCGCCACAACAGGUGGCAAGCGCUGCCCACUCAAAUACACCCGCGCCAUCCUCGACGCAAUCCACAGCGGCGAGCUCGCCAAAGCCAACUACGAAGUCUAUGACGUCUUCAACCUUUACGUGCCUACUUCUUGCCCUGGCGUCCCCAGCGAGCUGCUGAAUCCCAAGAAGAGCUGGACCGCCUCGACAUCCUUUGAGGGUGAGGUGAAUAAGCUGGCCGUGCUGUUCAAUGAGAAUUUCAAGAAGUAUAGCAGUGAGGCUACGAAGGAGGUUCUCGCCGCUGCACCCGUUGUUACUUCGAAAGGCACCAAGGGUGUUGGAGCUGCUCCUGCUAAGGUCAAUGGCACCCCGACUCCUGCGUGA
Molecule: messenger RNA, 1974 nt
Organism: Paracoccidioides brasiliensis Pb18
Product: phosphoenolpyruvate carboxykinase [ATP]
Exons: 6
Coding region: 1-1974 (657 amino acids)
Biological process (GO): gluconeogenesis
Cellular component (GO): cytosol
Molecular function (GO): phosphoenolpyruvate carboxykinase (ATP) activity; ATP binding
Source: RefSeq, a predicted model, not a curated record